AUGGCCGUGCGCCUGCUCCGCGGGUCCCUGCGCCUUUGGGGCGGCCGCGGUGCGCUGUGCCCGCCCCGGGCCGCGAGAUGUUCUCAUUCCGGAGUGGAAGAGCGUCUGGAAACUUCUUCUGCUAAGAAAUUAACCGAUAUCGGAACUAGACGGAUCUUUUCUUCUGAACAUGAUAUUUUCCGGGAAAGUGUAAGAAAAUUUUUUCAGGAAGAAGUCGUUCCUCAUCACACAGAGUGGGAGAAAGCUGGAGAAGUGAGUAGGGAAGUUUGGGAAAAAGCCGGAAAGCAAGGGCUGCUGGGGGUCAAUAUUGCGGAGCGCCACGGCGGUAUCGGCGGGGACUUGUUUUCGACAGCGGUUGUCUGGGAAGAGCAAGCAUAUUCUAACUGCACGGGCCCAGGCUUUAGUCUUCACUCGGAUAUUGUCAUGCCCUAUAUCGCAAACUAUGGCUCCGAAGAGCAGAUUAAGCACUUCAUCCCCCAGAUGACUGCAGGCAAAUGUAUUGGUGCAAUAGCAAUGACUGAACCUGGGGCUGGAAGUGAUUUACAAGGAGUAAGAACAAAUGCCAAGAAGUCUGGGAGUGACUGGAUUCUCAAUGGAAGCAAGGUAUUCAUCACGAAUGGGUGGCUGAGUGAUCUUGUGAUAGUAGUCGCAGUCACAAAUCGUGAAGCUCGUUCUCCCGCCCAUGGCAUUAGCCUUUUUCUGGUGGAAAAUGGGAUGAAAGGAUUUGUCAAGGGACGAAAGCUACAUAAAAUGGGAUUAAAAGCGCAGGAUACUGCUGAACUCUUCUUUGAAGAUGUGAGGUUGCCAGCAAAUGCUCUCCUUGGAGAAGAAAACAAGGGCUUCUAUUACCUCAUGAAAGAGCUUCCACAGGAACGGCUAUUGAUAUCUGAAUUGGCCAUUUCUGCCUGUGAAUUCAUGUUUGAAGAAACCAGAAACUACGUCAAACAAAGAAAAGCUUUUGGAAAAACAGUUGCGCACAUCCAGACAGUGCAGCAUAAGCUAGCAGAACUGAAAACACACAUUUGUGUAACCAGGGCUUUUGUGGACAGCUGUCUGCAGCUGCACGAAGUGAAACGUCUGGAUUCUGCCACUGCUUCCAUGGCGAAAUACUGGGCAUCUGAGCUACAAAACAGUGUAGCCUAUGACUGCGUGCAGCUCCACGGCGGCUGGGGGUACAUGUGGGAGUACCCGAUUGCAAAAGCUUAUGUGGAUGCCCGAGUGCAGCCCAUCUACGGGGGGACCAAUGAAAUAAUGAAGGAGCUGAUUGCAAGAGAGAUCGUCCGGGACACAUAGACAUCUGCUGCCCACAGCCAGGAAUCCCAUUACUGCUAAUCUGGUUUUAAAUCUGCUCAAGAUAAAAUGCAGCCUGGAAAGGGGGGAGUAAAAUGUAAAUACAAGGUUAACAGAAUGGAAGAAGAAAUCUCUGAAGGAAAAGAUCCUAAAAUUCUCCCAUUUAAAAUUUCGCUUUUUUUUUUUAGUUAAAAGUCAAAGUUUUUUUGUCUGUUUUACAAACAUUGUCUUCCUAAAAUUAUCCUUAAAGCUCUAAAAGGCAUUAUUGUUUAAAUCUUUUCCAUUGUGGUAGAAAUCAUUUUGUGUUGUCAUACUACAAAAAACGUUCGCAGUACUUAGAGCACAUUAACUUUUAGGGGGGAAAAAGAAAUGUAAUUGAGAAGAUUAAGUAAUUUCAACUGUGUCUUGUUCCAAACGUCCCAGAACAGUGAUGGAGCCCUGGUGGUAGAGUGGGUUGAGCUGCUAACAACAAGAUCGUCGGUUCAAAUCCACCAGCCUGUCUACAGCCUGAAAAACCCAACAGGCCAGUUGGAUGCUGCCGAUAGUGCCACUGUGUCAACUGACUCAGCCACAGUGGGUUUGACUGGGAAUGGUUUACCCCACCAGAGGGGUAUAUUAACCAAUAAACAAGUAAGCACACGUUUGCUUGUGCUUAAUUACUAAUCUGUAGUGAACCGUUUCGCAUGUUUGUCACCAAAUCAAGCCAAGGUUUACUUUCUGGGCUCGUGAUUGUAUGCAUGAUAAAAAAGGCUUUGAUUUUUGUAGAAGGUGCAGUAGGGUUGAGAGAGAGACUAGACAAGCAGCUGAAUCUUUGAUGUGUUGAAAACUGUGGAAUUGUUCACUACAGAUGAGUCAGUAAACACACAAUUAUCAUGCUGACCGGAAAACCCUGACCGUGACUUCCCCCAGCCCCCUAUUUUUAAGCAAAGGAACCCUUUUUUCAAGCAAAGCUUAUGUAGACAGCCAGUGUGAUGGGAGGAAUGCAGAAUGAAGCAGGAAGUCUUCCUACUUGACAACCUUGGUUCUGCUAAAACCCUAUUUAGCAUUUGCCUGAUCCCAUGGGGAAAUGCCCUGCUUCCUUCAACUACUGACACCUAGCCAGCCUUCCAACACAUUUCAAUGCCAGUUUCAUUCACAGGAAGACACAGAAUCACUAGCAUCUUUAAAUGUUAAGGUUUAUUUUAUUGAUAUCAAAGCAGUGACUCUUGUUUUAGAAUAGUUUUUAAUGAAUCCAUUCAUUGAAAAACCACCUUGUGUCAAAAAAGAAAAAACACCUUGUGUCUUCUUUAAACCAAAACUGGCAAAACUCCUAUUAAUAAGUGAGCAAACAAGAAAAAAAUAAGUAACGAGGUAAUGUCAAGUUGUGAAUGAUGCAAUAAAGGAAAUAAAUGAAGUAAGCAUUUAAAAUGGGAAAGUGAAAAAAUGGUAUUUGACUUGAGAUUCAAUAAUAAUAAGUUUUUAAAACACAUUAAUGUUUAAGAUACCUUGCAAGCACUUGGCUGCUAAACAAGAUUGGCCAUUCCAAGCUCCCCAGAGGUGUUGAGCGGAGACACACAAGGCAGGUGCUCUACCUCCAAAACUCAGCUAUUGAAGCUUAAUUCUGACACUUAGCAAGCUCCGUGAGCUGGAGUUUACAGUAUUGGACUGGAAAUGGAUAUGAGAAAGCAUCACUUAAGUACAUGUUAUUUUCAUGUAAUGGCAAGACUGUGAAUAAAGUCCAUUUUAAAUGAAAAUAAAGGUAUUCCUGUUCAA
Molecule: messenger RNA, 3042 nt
Organism: Echinops telfairi (small Madagascar hedgehog)
Lineage: Eukaryota; Metazoa; Chordata; Mammalia; Afrosoricida; Tenrecidae
Gene: ACADL
Product: acyl-CoA dehydrogenase long chain
Exons: 11
Coding region: 1-1293 (430 amino acids)
Biological process (GO): long-chain fatty acid catabolic process; fatty acid beta-oxidation using acyl-CoA dehydrogenase; carnitine metabolic process, CoA-linked
Cellular component (GO): mitochondrion
Molecular function (GO): long-chain fatty acyl-CoA dehydrogenase activity; flavin adenine dinucleotide binding
Source: RefSeq, a predicted model, not a curated record